CACCUGGCAGCCUCGGAAAGGCUUCCAGCAAAUGACUGGUGAUGAAGAGCCCCAAGGUUGGCGUGAGGCACAGCAACUGUCCCAAGCAGAGAUGCUGAAGGUUGAGCAUGUCUCAAAGAUGGUGGAGGAAAAGUGGACUCAUUGGGAGGAGAGCUACCAAGAAGCCUUGGUUCCCCUCCCUGAGAAGUGGAGCCUGUGCAACUUAUUCAUCUCCAGCACUGACACAGAUGCUGCUCAGCCACAGGAGGAUUUCCCAGAGCUACUGAGGAGAAUGGUGAAUGUGGAAAAUCCCAUACGAAAAUACAUUGAACUGGAAAAUCUCGGCAGCGGGGCUUUUGGAGAGGUUUCUAGAGCACUUGACAUUGCCACAGGAGGAGAGGUGGCCAUAAAGAAAAUCAAUCUUCAAGGACUGAGGAGGAAGCAAUUAACUGUUAAUGAAAUCAUGAUCAUGAAGAGUUAUAGGAGUCCCAGUGUUGUGAAUUAUUUAGACAGCUACCUUGUGCAUGAGGAACUCUGGCUGGUGAUGGAGUACAUGGACGGAGGCACUCUGACUGAUGUCGUCAGCAAGACUUACAUGUCUGAAGGAGAGAUUGCAGCUGUCAGUCGUGAGGUCAAGGAUCCCACCUGUGCUUCCAAGGGCUUGAGCAAGAUUGUCUGGGAAACUGGGGCUCAGAAUGGGAGUGAUUUCAUGGGCCAAGCUUGGUUUCUGUGUUGCUGGUAUGCUAUGAGCAAGCAAGAGACUUUCAAGUGAACUUCCUGCCAGUGU
Messenger RNA from Cyanistes caeruleus (blue tit), 766 nucleotides. NCBI's taxonomy places the organism in Eukaryota, Metazoa, Chordata, Aves, Passeriformes, Paridae. The record is from RefSeq and is a predicted model, not a curated record.